AUGGUGCAGUUGUUCCUGCCAUCUAAAGAGAACCUGCUUUCCAGAGGUGUUACGGUUGGAGGCGAGUGUGGUGUGUGUAAAGAAGGGAACAAGGCUUUAUGGGAAGGGGUGCUGCCUAAUCCGGUGCGCACUGUUGCACUGGCUGGAAGUUGCAGGGAAGAGUGGCUGAAUGCUCACUCAACUGUCGGCCAUGCUACAACAACUGGAGCUGCUGCCGCGGUCCCGCGUGGUUGCUCGGGCUGGCAUAAUAUACCAGAGGGCUCUAUCCGGUGUGGGGUGGAUGCUGCGUUUUUCACCAGCAUGAAUGCCAUGGGUAUUGGCAUUGUUAUACGUGAUCAUGAGGGCAAUUUCUUGGCUGGAAAAUCUGUGAAAAUUCGUGGUUUGCAGGCUGUAGAUGAAGGAGAACUCAUGGGUAUAAAGGAAGCUCUCUCUUGGUUGAAGGAACUUGGCCUCAUGCAUGGUUCGAUUGAGUCAGAUAGCAAAUUGGCUUGUGAUGCUAUAAACAAGAAUGAGAGGAGUAUCAACGAAAAAGGCAUUAUUGUGGCUUGCUGUCGACGGGAUCUUGUGCUCUUGCCGGAUAUUAGAGUUAUGCAUAUUCGGAGAAAUCAAAAUGCGAUAGCUCAUUGCUUCGCUAAAGCUGCGAGAGAUGUUGCUAAACUUCAUGUUUGGAAUGAACCCCCGUCCUUUGUGGAGGGUCAUCUCGAUCCAUGCUCCAUGCUCGUGUAA
Messenger RNA from Salvia miltiorrhiza (redroot sage), 726 nucleotides. RefSeq lists its product as uncharacterized. The record is from RefSeq and is a predicted model, not a curated record. The transcript is spliced from 2 exons. Bases 1 to 726 code for a protein of 241 amino acids. Lineage: Eukaryota; Viridiplantae; Streptophyta; Magnoliopsida; Lamiales; Lamiaceae. Gene Ontology annotation, molecular function: nucleic acid binding; RNA-DNA hybrid ribonuclease activity.